GUGUUAUCGGAGAUCACCGAAGGAAUGCACGGCAGUGAAGAGGAAGGAGAAGAGGAGGAGGCUGGAAAUGAGGGGCACGAGGAGGAGGCGCAGCUAGCAGCGGCAGCAGUUGCAACGGAAGAGGAGGACGAGGGCGAAGAAGCGCAGGACGCAGCCAUGGCCGAUGCAGCGGAUGCUGCGGCAGCUGAGAACACUUAUGAGCGCGAGGAGAUGGCAGGAGAGGAUAGAGCGCGAUUCGGGCAUGCUGCUGCAGUGGAGGCGGACGAGAUGGAGGAGGAGGAGGAAGAUGAUCCUGAGGAGGAGGACGAGGCAGGCGGCAACGCAGGUCCCGGCCUGGACGCAGCUGCUGUGGUCGCCGAGGGUGCUGCCAUGGAGGUAGACGCGGAGCCCGCUGAGGCUCAAGCUGGCGGCGGGUGGGCCAUGCAGCCGGCAGCUAGGGCGGCGGAGGCAGGAAGGGGCCGCGGGCGAGGUCGUAGCGAAGGCAGUAAAGCCGCCGCCGUACAACAGCCGUUGCCGCCGCCGACGGUUGCUGCUGCCGCUGCUGCGCCGGCAGUCAUGAAUAACGUCGGCGGUACGGGCGUGCAUGCAUUGCCCAUGGGCCCUAUAGGAGUGUUGCGCUUGGAGCCGGGGCAGUUGGCGGAUCUGACGGCGGCGAGAGUACGACACCUACAACGGCGGCGGCAACAACAGCAGGGCGUUGCGGAGGCUGAAGCUGCUGCUGCUGCUAGGCGGUUUGCGAGCUCUUCGCUGCAGGAGGAAGGCGGCGCAGAAGACGGCGGUGGAGGUGGCGGCGCUGGGCCUCCCACCACCACCGGCAGCAGCAGCACUCGUGCGGAGCGGGAGGCGGCUGCUGAGCUGGAGUUGGAGCGGGUGUUCCGCAAGGAGCAAUUCCUGGACAUGAAGGUGGUGGGCCAAUUCAACCUGGGCUUCAUCCUGGCUCGCAGCGGCCGCGACCUCUUCAUUGUGGACCAGCACGCGGCCGCGGAGAAGACCACCUUUGAGCGGCUGCAGCGCACCGUGGUGCUCAGCAGGCAGCAGCUGCUGGCGCCGCGAGGCCUGCCGCAGGGGCUGAUCAUGCCGGUGGACCAGCUGCUCAUAAGGGAGCACAUUGAGGUGUUUCGCCGCAACGGCUUUGACUUUGUGGAGCGCCGGCCGGACGGCCGCAUCGUGCCGCUGCCCGCUGCAGCUGGAGGGGGGACAGCAGCAGGAGCAGCUGGAGGGGCAGCAGGAGCAGCAGGGGCAACGGCAUAUGAUGAG
Molecule: messenger RNA, 1257 nt
Organism: Astrephomene gubernaculifera
Lineage: Eukaryota; Viridiplantae; Chlorophyta; Chlorophyceae; Chlamydomonadales; Astrephomenaceae
Source: the annotation of a GenBank genome assembly